AUGAACAAAAAUAUUGCGAAGGAGGAGAAUAUGAGCACCGAUGAGAAUAUAUCGGCGGAGGAUCGUUAUCGUGGUCAGAGGGACUACUGGCGUCAAGUUGCUGAAUCCGAUAGUAUCGGAUUGAAUCAGUGGCAAGCCACUGAUUGGAUUUCUAUGUAUUUGGAACUUGUGAUUUGUGCAAAUGAUAGGUCGUUCAUACCUCUGCCGCAAGUGCAGUCAGAUGAGAUUCUGUCCAAGUUGGAGAUUGUGAAAGUUGCGAUAGAAACUGGUACUGAAGACGUGGAGCCGUCGAAUGAGAGACUCAACGCCAAGAGUGCAAAUGUCUACAUAACAUAUAAGGGCUUGACAGAGCUUCGAGUCUUUAAACGUGUUUUCGAGAUUGGUGAGCAUGUUGAACGCAAAGCCAUAGUUAGAAGAGUCAUCGAUGAGCAUACAGGAAACCUGACUCUCUUGGGUAAGCUUUGUGGUGGUCAAUAUGCCAAACCAUUGAAUCUCGUGGGUAAGAGUCCUGUCGAGAGUCCUCCGGGUGUCGAGAGUCCUCCAGGUCUCGAGAGUUGUAAAAAGCGACUUCGUUUAGGCUAG
Messenger RNA from Thlaspi arvense, 582 nucleotides. The record is from the annotation of a GenBank genome assembly. Lineage: Eukaryota; Viridiplantae; Streptophyta; Magnoliopsida; Brassicales; Brassicaceae.